Molecule: messenger RNA, 3956 nt
Organism: Eleginops maclovinus (Patagonian blennie)
Lineage: Eukaryota; Metazoa; Chordata; Actinopteri; Perciformes; Eleginopidae
Exons: 10
Coding region: 431-2689 (752 amino acids)
Biological process (GO): protein desumoylation; proteolysis
Cellular component (GO): nucleus
Molecular function (GO): deSUMOylase activity
Source: RefSeq, a predicted model, not a curated record
GGAGGUGGUCCGGAGGCAGCCGAAGAUGAUCCCGACGUAGUGACGCAAUCAACGAGCGACGACUGCUUGAAUUGUUGUUUCUUCAAAUCGUGAUCAGUCCAACUCAAUUUAUAUCAUAGAUAAGUUUCCCACUUUUUAUAAUUAGAAGACCCUGGUGUUAUGAUUCCAAACAGAGUCCACCUAUAGAGUAACACAAAAAUCUCUUCAUGUUCGGAUCAAUGACCACUAUGGUGGAAAAGGCUUGAGGACAACUGUAUUCCUACAGACCAAAAGUACUUCAAGGAAGAAAAACCUGGAAGGAAGAGUCAAUAAACAUCAAUGAAGGAACAAACCACAACAUCUAAAGUUUAGAGGACCACGGGUAAAGGAGAGGACAGGAGUGCGGAGAGGGUGAGUUGGGGAUGGGGUUGAAGAGCCAUAGGAGGACGUCAUGGUUCACAGCAGCUCUGCAUCCCCAAUGACAACAACAUCAACUCAUUUAACUGUUCCUGCUUCAGUACCUUCUCUGCAAGCAGCUCCCCCUCAGGUGCCUCCACCUGGAGAUACUACAGAUCAAGACCUAACUCAGAACCCUUCUAAACCCCUCCACACAGACCUUACUUCCAACUCAGAAUCAACACAGCCCUCUACUCCAAUUCCUGCUGAUCCCAAACCCCAUGUUGUAAUCCCAGCAGAAGCCCUUACUACUCUUUCAAGCCCAGCAUCAGCCUGGUCCGCUAAACAGACACGUACCGGUGCUCGGGGCUUAGUUAAUGGCCGUACAUCUGGCAGGAAGAGGACUCCUAAAGCCUGUGACUGCUGUGGCCCCAACAGUGCAGGACACAAUGCAAAAACUUCAGGCAGAGGAAAGGGGAGGGCCAGAGGAAGGGUGCCUAGUAGGGACCUCGGGGACACCCCAAAAAGAAAAGUGGAUGGCCAGCUAACAAGGUUAAAGUGUUUAGAUUUGACCAAGGAGGCAGUUAAGGAAGAAGAGGAUGAAGAUGACAGAUAUGAGAAGGUGCAAAGAACUCUAGUCGUUGCUGAUACUGAGUCAGAAACUCCUGCUGCUCUCCCCUUAACAGUCUGCCUGCAGGAGGGACCAAUAAGGAACUGUGUUGCUGCAGAGAAAAAAGAUGGGCAGAUUAAGGGGGAUAUGUUGAUAGAAGGGUUAGGUGGGAAAGUAGGCAGUAACAGCAGGGAUGUUGAAAUGCAAGGAAUGGCAGGCAGGGGAUCCCCGUUAGUUAGAGGGAGAGUCGACAGGGGAAUAGUGAAAGCUACAUCUGCAUCAAAAAUGGAAGUAGAUGGUGAAAUAAAGUGGGCCGGUUUAAGUGGUGUUGUCAUUCAUUCAAAAAUCCAUGCAAUAUCUCCAGUAAUUUUAGCGCAGAAGCAGGGUCAAAACAAAGAUUCAGAGAUGGUACACGGAGACACAGCUGACUCCAGCUCAGUUAAAUUUCCUGUCUCAAAUGGAGACACUGUAAACCUGAGUGACACUGAACCUGAGGAGGAGGCGAAAGAGGGUUGCAUGAUGACGAGUGCAACGAAAAAUGGACUUGUAUCUAUCUCACUGCUGUCCAGUCCAGCUUCAAUCUCAGGGUCUCCCAAGGACCUGGACUCUGAGAUGCUGGUGGACAAGACACCUGACAGAACUGUACCAGUAACUCUGUCCAAUGGCAAAGACACCUCUUCAACAAAUGACCACUGCUCCACACUCAUGGAGGUGGAUGCUUCUCAACCAGCUCUGGUCGCUCCUUCGUUCGGGGGCCCAAUCACAGUGAGCAGCAUGCAGCACAGCUGGGCAUUAAGAGACCACAGGCUGUACUGUCACUCUGAAACCUGGGACAGGGAGGGGAUGGAAGAGGUGUGGGGCAUAGAACCGUCAGAACAAGUGAUAGAUGGAGGGAGACAGAAUAAAGAAAGCCUGGAGCAGCUUACGGAUAUGAUCCACGAGUUUCUGGAGAGCUUUUACAUGAAGUAUGGAAGUUUUAAUCCUCUCAGUGAAACUGAUGUCCUGGAACACCUGAAGAAGAAAGGCAACACUCACCUCAGCAAGUGGGGACUGGACAUCAAAAGGGAGAUGACUCGGUAUAGGGCAGGGCUGGCCUCUGCUCCUAUCGCAGGCUUCAUGUUGUCGUAUAACAAACACACCCUGGGCCUGGAGGACCUCAGCACACUGGAGGAACAAAACUGGCUUAAUGACCAGAUCAUCAACAUGUAUGGAGAGCUCAUCAUGGAGGCGACACAACAAAAGGUUCAUUUCUUCAACAGCUUUUUCCACAAGCAGCUCGUUGCCAAGGGUUAUGAGGGUGUGAAGAGAUGGACUAAAAAAGUUGACCUGUUCUCCAAGUGGCUGCUGCUCUUUCCCAUCCAUUUAGAAAUCCACUGGUCUCUCAUUACGGUCACCAUGGCAACCAAAACCAUCAGCUACUAUGACAGCCAAGGCAUCGUCUUCCGACACACCACAGAUAACAUAAUGAAGUACCUUCAGUCGGAAGCCAGAGAGAAGCAGCAGACAGCUUUCCAGAAAGGCUGGAAGAUUACCAUCAUCAAGGGCAUUCCUCAGCAGAAAAACGACAGCGACUGUGGAGUCUUCGUCCUCGAGUACUGCCGCUGCCUCUCAGUGAAGCAGCCUCUGCUCUUCAGUCAGGAGGACAUGCCGCGCAUACGCAAGAGAAUCCACAAGGAGCUGUGUGACUGUCACCUUAACGAUUGAUCAACUGAUGGACGGUUGCCUUCACUCACUGGCUGCUCGCCUGGUCACAUGAGACAGUCUGUCUAUGUCUGUCUUUGACAGCCUGUUACAUAACCGCUAACACAACCGACCUUCUGUAUUCUAGGGAGCUCUGCCUGCUCCUCUCUCUGUCUGACUGACAGCUGACGGUUGCUCUUUGGGACUUAAAAAGUUCAAAAACAUCCUGUAGCUAAGCAGAUUUUUACUUGCAAAGAACUACUGACGUGGCCCCCUACUGACCACCAGAAAUGCUGGACCUGUGACCAUCAGGUUGUUUUAUGUUCAAUUUCAAGUUCCUUUCGCAGUGGAUUUCAACCAAAUGCACACAGCAGAGGUCUGACUGAAGACACAGCCGUUGGACCAGCCUAGACCAACGGGACCUUCCAUCGCGAAAGGAGUGGCCUUAUCUCUUAGAUGGCCAUUUUGACCUGAAUGAUAUUUUUGACUGUUUCAUGUUGGACUUUAUGGCAGUACCAUACUUAAAAUUAUGUAUUCUUUUUAACAUGAUGAAUAAAGAUAAGAUGUUUUUAAUUCAGUGGAUCAUUGCUCACUAAAAACUUGAAGGUUUAAGUUGGUUUCGUUGGACUACAGAUAUUUGCACGGUUAGAGGCCUAACCCUUGAAGACUGUAUAACAACAACUGAAUGUACUGAUCAUGUAUUCUUCCUGGUUGCCUCAAAGGGUGGCGCUCCAAACAGGCUAAUAGCACAUGCUGGCUUGAUACAGGGAUAUCAUUUUGCAAGGUUGUUUUCAGGUUUUUGACAUCAUAUUAAAAGUAGUUUCUUAUUAAAUUCCAGUUUUACACCACAUUACUUCUUGCUUUUGUGUUUCGCUGUGAUCGCAUCUUUAUGGUUUUGCACAUGCUUUUACCUGUAUGUUCUGAUGAAAGCAACGGUUUUACUUUUUUAAUCCACCAAUUUCAUUAAAAAACAGUUUCUCAUGCUGGUUAGAAGAGCUGUUCUGCUCUCUGCUGAUGUUGACUUUAUGUUGUGGAGGCCUCCUGCUUCACAUGGACACAUUAACACAGGUUAAGUGUGUGUGAGUAUCCUGUUAAGAGAAGAGGACCUCAAUUAUUUCAUAUUCGGUCCAGCCUGAUCCUUUUGUUGUAUAGAGUUGUAUUUGUCAUGCGUAUUUACAGAUUUUAUUGUACUCUUACUGCUCUACUACUGUACAUGCUUGCUUUGGCUAAAACCCACGAUUGUUUCUGGACUGUUUUUAUUGUUGAUAUUAAAAGUCAGAUAUGCUGAUAA